This is a messenger RNA of Carica papaya (papaya), 1924 nucleotides long. RefSeq names its product 3'-5'-exoribonuclease family protein (gene RRP41). Lineage: Eukaryota; Viridiplantae; Streptophyta; Magnoliopsida; Brassicales; Caricaceae. The record is from RefSeq and is a predicted model, not a curated record. Gene Ontology annotation, biological process: U4 snRNA 3'-end processing; nuclear mRNA surveillance; poly(A)-dependent snoRNA 3'-end processing. Gene Ontology annotation, cellular component: nucleolus; cytoplasmic exosome (RNase complex); nuclear exosome (RNase complex). Gene Ontology annotation, molecular function: RNA binding.
UGCAAAACUCCAUGAAUAAGCCGGAACGAUGUCAUUUCCGGUAAUCACUUAAACGACGUCGUCAAGUCUAGAAAUUAUAGGGUUGAAGCUGGCUUGGCGUAACAGAGCUUGCAAGGCGCGGCUGGGCUUCGUUCUUCCAGGUUUUAAAGACCAGAGGAACGCAGCUUGAGGAUUUCAGAAGGGGAGUUUUGGCAGACAACCUCCGUUUUGGGUCUCCAUUGCGCCGAAGUGGAAAGUGAGAAAGAGAAGAGCAGGACAGUUGGGUGGCAGGACUUGGAGACAGAGGUCAAACGGGGUGAAAGCUGAAAGAAGAAAGAGCAAAGGACGAAGCGUGAAGAGGGUUUUCGCAUUUCCAUGAUGGGGUUCUGUUAGAGGAACACAGGGAAGCUUAGGUCAAUGCAAGUGAGGAUGGUGACCAGGGGCUGAAAACGAGGAGACCCGUGAAGAGUUUCAAGGUUUGCAGGUCCACAGAUAUUUUCGAAGCCUUCUUCGGCCAUAAAGAGAGAGAAGAAGAAAACGAUUCGUGGACAUUCAUAAAGGAGUACUUGAGAAAGGAGAACGGGACAGAGGAUACACUCUGAAGACAGUGAGAAAAAGAGGGUGAGUCUGAUACAUAAGGAGAAAAGAGAGAAAGAGAGAAAGAGGAACGGGAGGAAGGAAGGAAGAGACCCAUCAAGCUGAAGGUGCUAGGGGAUCUUCAAUCUGAACCCCUUAGCUUGCAGAGAUGGAGUAUGUUAGCCCUGAAGGACUCCGUUUAGAUGGUCGACGCCCUAUGGAAAUGCGGCAACUUCGAGCAGAGAUUGGUGCUGUUGCCAAGGCAGACGGUUCAGCUCUCUUUGAGAUGGGGAACACCAAAGUAAUUGCUGCAGUAUACGGCCCUAGAGAGGUCCAAAAUAGGAGCCAACAAAUCAGUGAUCAAGCACUGGUACACUGUGAGUACAGUAUGGCUAAUUUUAGUACAGGAGAUCGCAAGAGAAAACCAAAGGGUGACAGGCGAUCGACUGAAAUAUCUCUAGUUAUUCGCCAGACAAUGGAAGCAUGCAUAUUGACACAUUUAAUGCCUCGUUCUCAGAUAGAUAUCUUUGUGCAAGUUCUCCAGGCUGACGGAGGGACUAGAUCUGCAUGUAUCAAUGCUGCAACAUUAGCCCUUGCAGAUGCUGGGAUUCCAAUGCGUGAUAUUGUUACUUCCUGUAGUGCUGGGUACCUAAACAGUACUCCCCUACUUGAUUUGAAUUAUGUUGAAGAUGGUGGUGGAGGCCCUGAUGUUACUGUAGGAAUUCUACCUAAGUUGGACAAAGUGACUCUUCUUCAGAUGGACUCCAAGUUGCCAAUGGAUAUCUUUGAAAAUGUCUUCCAACUUGCUAUAGAAGGCUGCAAAGCCAUAGCAACUUACAUUCGAGAGGUUUUGCAAGAGAAUACCAAGCAACUGGAGUAUCGUCGGGGUUUAUAAUCUUUACUUAGGGAUGGACAGCUCAACUUUUUUCUGUAUUUGGGCACUUAUUAAUGGCUAUCUUUCCGAAACUGGCAGUUCUUUAGUUACAUAUAUCUUUGGCUUGUCAAGCAUGGAUUCUGCCAUUCUUUGAUCAAAGGCUCGGCUGUCCACAGCUUUGACUUCAUUCACUGGAAAUGUGGAAUCCAUGUGCAAGACCUUUUUUUUUUGAGUCUCUCUUGCAAAUUAGUAGCAUUGAGGAGAUUCAUGUAACAUUGUGAUGGUUAAUUUUUUUCUUCCAAGAAAAGAAAAAAAGAGGGAGGCUUACUAGCUCUUCAUGUAUUCAGUCGGAAUGUCUCUCUGCUCUGAAAUUUGCAGUUUAACCUUUAGUGUUCUCAUUGAGCAGCCCAUCCCCACAUCUCUGCUCAAGUGCAAGUGGUUCUAUUAAACUUCUAAAAUGGGUGUUGCUUAAAAAGAUAUGAUUGCUCAGAAAAA